CGAUGGCUGAGUGCUUCUUCUCGAUCAGCACCAGUUUCUGUUCUCAUCCUCAUUCUUAAGCACCAGCUUUCUUCCUCGUUCUUAAGCAUGACAUUAGAUAGCAAGUUUUAAGUGUUGUCGAUUAUCCAAAAAUUGUUAGCAUGUUGAAGAGAAGCACAUCAAAGAUGAGGAAUUCAAAGUGUAAUAGAAUUUUGGUGUCUGUCAAUGUGGUUGGGAGCACAGGACCCAUUAGGUUCGUGGCAAAUGAAGAUGAUUUGGUUUGUGAGGUGAUGAAGACCACUCUUACAUCAUAUGCUCGCCUAGCUCGUCUACCUACUCUUGGAACUAAUGUUGAUAACUUCGUUCUCUAUUGCGUUAACGAUGGAAUGGAUGCUCUAAGCCUUAGGGAAGCCAUUGGAGCAAAGCAAGUUAGGCACUUUUUGCUAUGUAGGAAGGAAGGGACUUCACAUGCAUCCUUGCCUAAAGAAAAUGGGAAAAAUAAUUGGAAGACAUGGCUAACCAAGUCUUUACUUACCACGUACAAUAUUAUUGCACGUUGAAAAAGUUGUCUGAUGAAAAACAACGAUCGAUCGACGUGUGUUAUAAAUAAUAUAAUUCGGUCGUGUUUUUCGUUAUAGAAGAUGAAGUCAUAUAAUGAAUAAAGUUUCUCACUCUA
Molecule: messenger RNA, 655 nt
Organism: Cucurbita pepo subsp. pepo (vegetable marrow)
Lineage: Eukaryota; Viridiplantae; Streptophyta; Magnoliopsida; Cucurbitales; Cucurbitaceae
Source: RefSeq, a predicted model, not a curated record